Messenger RNA from Erigeron canadensis, 708 nucleotides. RefSeq names its product receptor like protein 22-like. Lineage: Eukaryota; Viridiplantae; Streptophyta; Magnoliopsida; Asterales; Asteraceae. Gene Ontology annotation, molecular function: protein binding. The record is from RefSeq and is a predicted model, not a curated record. Bases 1 to 705 code for a protein of 234 amino acids. The transcript has a single exon.
AUGAUCAAGGGUGAUAUCGAGUUACCACAAGAAAGUGAUGAAUUGUAUGAAGAAAAUAUUGAAGCUUGCAUAAAGGGCAUUCAACUAAAGUACACUAGCACAAUUCGGUUUCUCAUAUCCAUAGACCUCUCAAGCAACAAAAUUAUUGGUGAAAUUCCUGAUGUGUUGAUGAACCUCAAAGCAUUAACAAAUUUGAAUCUUUCGAGAAAUGAAUUGAGUGGACAUAUUCCUACAAUGAUCGGAAAUCUAACGUCAAUGGAAUCAUUAGAUUUGUCGAUGAACAAGUUGUCCGGUCCCAUUCCUCCAAGUUUAGCUAGCUUGAACACUCUAGAGUAUUUGAACCUAUCAUUCAAUAAAUUAUCUGGCUCAUUACCAGUUGGAAAUCAUUUCCAAACUUUUGAUGAUCCUACUAUGUAUGAAGGGAACACCGGACUAUGUGGAUUCCCACUAUUGAGUUGUAAAGAAAACAAUUUAUUAGACACUCAUGUUGGUGAUGACAAAGGUGAAAAUGGUUCACAAUGUAUCUCAUGGUUUUAUGUUGGUAUGGCCCCAGGAUUCAUCGUAGGUUUCAUGGGACUUAUUUUUAGCUUGUACUAUAUUCGGAUUUGGAGGGUAAUUUACUUUGAUGUGAUAGAGAAUGUUUACAUUUUUCUAAUGGUUUCAUUUAUAGUGACUUUCGUUCGACUAAAGAGAAAGUUUUUCUAAUGA